AUGAGUACCACAACUGAUUCCAAGGCGCCGUUGCGGCAAGUGAAGCGCGUACAGUUUGGUAUUUUAUCACCUGAUGAAAUCCGACGGAUGUCUGUCACCGAUGGCGGUGUACAGUUUGCUGAGACGAUGGAGGGUGGCAGACCCAAGUUGGGCGGUCUUAUGGAUCCGCGACAGGGUGUCAUUGACCGCACAUCUCGCUGUCAAACGUGUGCCGGCAACAUGACCGAGUGCCCCGGACAUUUUGGCCACAUUGAUUUAGCUAAGCCCGUCUUUCACAUUGGUUUCAUAACGAAAACUAUCAAAAUAUUGCGAUGCGUGUGCUUCUAUUGCUCUAAAAUGCUUGUCUCACCGCACAAUCCGAAGAUUAAGGAGAUUGUCAUGAAAUCCAAAGGCCAGCCCCGCAAGCGUCUCGCCUACGUCUACGACCUGUGCAAGGGCAAGACGGUUUGCGAAGGCGGCGAAGACAUGGAUUUGACAAAAGACAACCAACAGGUGGAUCCAAACAAGAAGCCUGGUCAUGGUGGCUGUGGUCAUUAUCAGCCCUCUAUACGCAGAACUGGACUGGAUUUAACAGCUGAAUGGAAGCAUGUCAAUGAAGAUUCGCAGGAGAAGAAGAUUAUGGUAUCGGCAGAGCGUGUGUGGGAGAUUCUGAAACACAUCACUGACGAGGAGUGUUUCAUUUUGGGUAUGGAUCCUAAGUAUGCUCGUCCCGAUUGGAUGAUUGUUACUGUUUUGCCGGUGCCACCAUUAGCUGUACGUCCUGCUGUGGUCAUGUUUGGUGCUGCCAAGAACCAGGACGAUUUGACGCAUAAGCUUGCGGAUAUAAUUAAGGCUAAUAAUGAGCUGCGCAAGAACGAAGCGAGCGGUGCCGCUGCUCACGUCAUCCAGGAAAACAUAAAAAUGUUACAAUUUCACGUUGCCACAUUGGUGGACAAUGACAUGCCAGGCAUGCCGCGUGCCAUGCAGAAAUCUGGAAAGCCCCUGAAAGCCAUCAAGGCACGCUUGAAGGGCAAGGAAGGUCGUAUUCGUGGAAACUUGAUGGGAAAACGUGUGGACUUCUCAGCACGUACUGUCAUCACACCCGAUCCCAAUUUGCGCAUUGAUCAGGUCGGCGUACCACGUUCCAUUGCCCAAAAUCUAACUUUCCCCGAGCUGGUUACACCCUUUAACAUCGAUCGAAUGCAGGAACUGGUGCGUCGUGGCAACUCACAGUAUCCGGGUGCCAAAUAUAUUGUGCGAGACAAUGGGGAGCGAAUCGAUUUGCGGUUUCAUCCCAAAUCAUCCGAUCUGCAUUUGCAAUGCGGCUACAAAGUUGAGCGUCAUUUGCGUGAUGACGAUUUGGUAAUUUUCAAUCGCCAACCGACUCUACACAAAAUGAGUAUGAUGGGGCAUCGUGUGAAAGUGCUGCCAUGGUCCACAUUCCGCAUGAAUCUAUCCUGUACAUCGCCAUACAAUGCCGAUUUCGAUGGAGACGAGAUGAAUUUGCACGUGCCGCAGUCAAUGGAGACGCGCGCAGAGGUGGAGAACAUUCAUAUAACGCCCAGACAGAUCAUUACGCCUCAGGCAAACAAACCCGUCAUGGGUAUUGUGCAGGACACACUGACUGCGGUGCGUAAGAUGACAAAACGCGAUGUCUUUAUAACGCGGGAACAGAUGAUGAAUCUUCUAAUGUUUUUGCCCACAUGGGAUGGCAAAAUGCCGCAGCCGUGCAUCUUGAAGCCGCGUCCAUUAUGGACAGGCAAACAGAUCUUUUCGCUUAUCAUUCCCGGCAAUGUAAACAUGAUUCGCACUCAUUCUACCCAUCCCGAUGAAGAAGACGACGGACCCUACAAGUGGAUCUCGCCUGGUGACACCAAGGUCAUGGUCGAGCAUGGUGAUCUGAUAAUGGGCAUUCUUUGUAAGAAGACCCUGGGCACAUCGGCAGGAUCUCUACUGCAUAUUUGUUUCCUCGAACUGGGUCAUGAUAUUGCUGGUCGUUUCUAUGGCAACAUUCAAACCGUGAUCAACAACUGGCUGCUCCUUGAGGGUCACAGCAUAGGUAUCGGUGAUACUAUUGCCGAUCCGCAGACAUAUAAUGAAAUUCAGAUGGCCAUCAAGAAGGCCAAAGAUGAUGUCAUAAACGUUAUACAGAAGGCGCACAACAUGGAGCUGGAACCGACGCCAGGUAACACAUUGCGUCAGACUUUCGAGAACAAAGUGAAUCGUAUUCUAAACGAUGCUCGUGACAAGACUGGUGGCUCAGCCAAAAAGUCCCUCACGGAAUACAACAAUUUAAAGGCUAUGGUGGUGUCGGGAUCUAAAGGUUCCAAUAUUAAUAUUUCACAAGUUAUUGCUUGUGUGGGGCAGCAGAACGUUGAGGGCAAACGUAUUCCCUAUGGUUUUCGCAAGCGUACAUUGCCGCACUUCAUCAAAGACGAUUAUGGUCCCGAGUCGCGUGGGUUUGUUGAGAACUCCUAUCUGGCCGGUCUGACACCUUCAGAGUUCUACUUCCAUGCCAUGGGUGGCCGUGAAGGUCUGAUCGAUACUGCUGUCAAAACUGCAGAAACAGGUUACAUUCAGCGUCGUUUGAUAAAGGCUAUGGAGUCUGUUAUGGUCAACUAUGAUGGCACCGUGCGUAAUUCUGUGGGCCAGCUGAUUCAGUUGCGUUAUGGCGAGGAUGGUCUCUGCGGUGAGCUGGUCGAAUUCCAGACCAUGCCGACAGUGAAGCUAUCAAACAAGUCGUUUGAGAAACGCUUUAAAUUUGACUGGUCAAAUGAGCGCUAUAUGCGCAAGGUAUUCACCGAUGAUGUGAUCAAGGAAAUGACCGAUAGUAGCGAGGCCAUACAAGAGUUGGAAGCAGAAUGGGAUCGUCUGGUUGCCGAUCGCGACAGCUUGCGUCAGAUCUUCCCCAAUGGCGACUCUAAGGUGGUGUUACCAUGUAAUCUUCAGCGCAUGAUCUGGAACGUGCAGAAAAUCUUUCACAUCAACAAGCGCAUGCCCACGGACUUGUCGCCGAUGCGCGUUAUCAAGGGUGUGCGUGGAUUGUUGGAGCGUUGCGUCAUUGUAACGGGCAACGAUCGAAUCUCGAAACAAGCUAAUGAGAAUGCCACGCUGCUGUUCCAGUGUCUGGUGCGCUCUACACUCUGUACGAAAUACGUGUCCGAAGAGUUCCGUCUGUCUACAGAGGCCUUCGAGUGGUUGAUUGGUGAAAUUGAGACGCGUUUCCAGCAAGCGCAGGCUAACCCUGGAGAAAUGGUGGGCGCCUUGGCGGCCCAGAGUUUGGGUGAGCCCGCUACUCAGAUGACACUGAACACUUUCCAUUUCGCUGGUGUGUCCUCAAAGAACGUGACACUAGGUGUGCCUCGCCUAAAGGAAAUUAUAAACAUAUCAAAGAAACCGAAGGCGCCGUCGCUAACAGUAUUUCUGACUGGCGGCGCUGCUCGCGAUGCUGAAAAGGCCAAGAACGUGCUCUGUCGUCUGGAGCACACGACAUUGCGUAAAGUUACGGCUAAUACUGCGAUUUACUAUGAUCCCGACCCGCAGCGCACGGUCAUAUCGGAAGAUCAAGAGUUUGUUAAUGUCUAUUAUGAGAUGCCUGACUUCGAUCCAACACGAAUUUCGCCUUGGCUGCUUCGUAUUGAGUUAGAUCGCAAACGCAUGACAGAUAAGAAGUUGACAAUGGAACAGAUCGCAGAGAAGAUAAACGUAGGCUUUGGCGAGGAUCUUAACUGCAUAUUCAACGAUGACAAUGCCGACAAACUGGUGCUACGCAUACGCAUUAUGAAUAAUGAGGAGAACAAGUUCCAAGACGAGGAUGAGGCCGUCGACAAAAUGGAAGACGACAUGUUCCUGCGUUGUAUUGAAGCCAACAUGCUCUCGGACAUGACGUUACAGGGCAUCGAAGCCAUUGGCAAGGUGUACAUGCAUUUGCCCCAGACGGACAGCAAAAAACGCAUUGUCAUCACAGAGACGGGUGAAUUCAAAGCCAUUGGCGAGUGGCUUCUGGAAACUGACGGCACGUCUAUGAUGAAAGUGUUAUCAGAACGUGACGUCGAUCCCAUACGUACCUCGUCUAACGACAUUUGUGAGAUAUUCCAAGUGCUGGGCAUUGAGGCUGUGAGAAAGUCUGUGGAGAAGGAAAUGAACGCGGUGUUGCAGUUCUAUGGCCUAUACGUGAACUAUCGGCAUUUGGCGCUGCUGUGUGACGUAAUGACCGCCAAGGGUCAUUUGAUGGCCAUCACACGUCACGGCAUUAACAGGCAAGACACUGGCGCACUGAUGAGAUGCUCCUUCGAGGAAACAGUGGAUGUGUUGAUGGAUGCGGCCGCCCAUGCAGAAACCGAUCCUAUGCGUGGCGUAUCCGAGAACAUUAUUAUGGGCCAACUGCCUAAAAUGGGCACUGGCUGUUUCGAUUUGUUGCUAGACGCUGAGAAGUGUAGAUUCGGCAUUGAAAUACCCAACACUUUGGGCAGCAGUAUGUUGGGAGGAACCGCCAUGUUUAUUGGCGGUGGCUCAACACCGAGCAUGACGCCACCAAUGACCCCAUGGGUAAAUUGUCAUACACCACGCUAUUUCUCGCCACCUGGCCAUGUAAGCGCCAUGACUCCAGGUGGUCCGAGUUUCUCGCCUUCUGCGGCCUCAGAUGCAUCUGGCAUGUCACCCAGUUGGUCACCGGCACAUCCAGGCUCGUCGCCCAGCUCACCGGGUCCUUCUAUGUCACCAUACUUCCCGGCCUCACCAAGUGUGUCACCAUCGUACUCGCCGACCAGUCCAAACUACACGGCUUCAUCGCCUGGUGGCGCCUCACCGAACUAUUCGCCAUCUAGUCCGAAUUAUUCACCAACGUCGCCACUGUAUGCAGCUAGUCCACGCUACGCAUCUACCACACCCAAUUUCAACCCACAAUCGACCGGCUACUCACCAUCCUCCUCGGGCUAUUCACCUACAUCGCCCGUAUACUCGCCCACAUCGGGUUUCCAAUCAAGUCCAUCGUUCGCAGGGAGUGGGAGCAACAUGUACUCACCUGGAAACGCUUACUCGCCCAGCUCUUCCAACUAUUCACCCAAUUCGCCUUCCUAUUCGCCCACAUCACCAUCGUAUUCGCCAUCCAGUCCCUCCUACUCGCCCACAUCGCCUUGCUACUCACCCACGUCGCCUUCAUACUCACCCACCUCUCCGAAUUAUACGCCAGUUACACCCUCUUACUCCCCUACUUCUCCAAAUUAUUCGGCAUCGCCGCACUAUUCGCCCGCAUCGCCAGCCUAUUCACAAACGGGUGUCAAGUACUCGCCCACAUCACCAACCUAUUCACCGCCCUCGCCCUCGUAUGAUGGAUCCCCGGGCUCGCCACAAUACACUCCCGGAUCACCUCAGUACUCACCGGCUUCACCCAAAUAUUCACCGACGUCCCCGCUCUAUUCGCCCAGUUCACCACAGCAUUCACCAUCUAAUCAGUACAGUCCCACGGGAUCAACAUACUCGGCAACAAGUCCUCGAUACUCGCCCAACAUGUCUAUCUACUCGCCGAGCAGCACCAAAUAUUCGCCAACGUCGCCCACGUACACGCCCACGGCUCGCAACUACUCUCCCACAUCGCCGAUGUACUCACCAACUGCACCAUCCCACUAUAGCCCGACAAGCCCGGCCUACUCGCCCAGUAGUCCAACGUUUGAGGAGAGCGAUGACUAAGCGAUAAUAUAAGAGCUGCGAAUAUCUAGUUUAUUUUGUAUACCAGCAACACAUAAAAAUACACAAUAGUGUAUACCCAA
Scaptodrosophila lebanonensis is the source of this 5747-nucleotide messenger RNA. RefSeq names its product DNA-directed RNA polymerase II subunit RPB1 (gene RpII215). NCBI's taxonomy places the organism in Eukaryota, Metazoa, Arthropoda, Insecta, Diptera, Drosophilidae. Gene Ontology annotation, molecular function: DNA binding. The record is from RefSeq and is a predicted model, not a curated record. The transcript has 4 exons. Gene Ontology annotation, cellular component: RNA polymerase II, core complex. Bases 1 to 5667 code for a protein of 1888 amino acids. Gene Ontology annotation, biological process: transcription by RNA polymerase II.